AUGGAGAGCUCCCUUGGGAGACAUCUUGUCUCGCCCUUGUUCACGUUCACGGUAGGCACUGAAAGGAAGGAAUUCGUCGUUCAUUCUUCCGCUCUGGCGGAGCUUUCUCCAAGUAUUAACCCUCUAAUGAAUGGUGGAAUGCGUGAGGCCAAGGCAAAACAUGUCGACUGGUCAGAGAUCGAUAUCGACACAUUCAUUCGCUUAUGCGAAUUCGCCUAUUUCAAAAACUACAUACCUCCUUCACCUCGCCUGGUUGAAGGCCGAACCCUCCCAGAAGCGGAGUUUGAAGAGGUCGUGCCUGACCCGUGCCUGAACCCGUGCCUGAACUGUUGGAGCCUUCGAAUGAAAUACCUCCGGCUGAGGACACGAUUUGUGAUGACCAAGAAAUCAUGUACAAGGAACGAAGCUUUGAGACUGGAAAGCUACGAUUUGCAUUCUUAA
Molecule: messenger RNA, 441 nt
Organism: Penicillium cosmopolitanum
Lineage: Eukaryota; Fungi; Ascomycota; Eurotiomycetes; Eurotiales; Aspergillaceae
Exons: 2
Coding region: 1-441 (146 amino acids)
Molecular function (GO): protein binding
Source: RefSeq, a predicted model, not a curated record